Molecule: messenger RNA, 699 nt
Organism: Tribolium madens (black flour beetle)
Lineage: Eukaryota; Metazoa; Arthropoda; Insecta; Coleoptera; Tenebrionidae
Product: cytochrome c oxidase subunit 6C-like
Exons: 1
Coding region: 109-381 (90 amino acids)
Source: RefSeq, a predicted model, not a curated record
UGUUCUUAUGUCAGUCACCCUUAUUUGUUUUUGACUUGUCCAAAAAUUUCUCGAACAAGUAGUGCGCAAUCGGUUCUCCAAAUUGAUUUUCCAUAAAAUUGUCGAAAAAUGUCGGAAGAAACAGCUAAAAUUCCCAAACCGAAAAUGCGGGGCUUGCUUCAGGCCCAGAUCAAACGCAAUUUGAUUCUGACUGGAAUUUCCUGCACCAUCGCUGGACUUUACAUGAAGUUUAUUUUUGGAAAUGGACGUAAGAAGGCCUAUGCUGACUUUUACAAGAACUACGACAUCAACAAGGAGUUUCACCGGAUUCGCAGGAAGGGACUUUUCGAUUCGUGUGACCCCUACGACGAGGCAGACGACGAGGAUGACAAUAAUAAUUGAGGGAUUUUCGUUGUUUUGUUGUUAAUGGAAUUAAGAUGAAAUAAAGAUGAUAAAAUUUCAAACUCUGUAAGUUCUCGCAUGUCAAGUUUGGCAAAAAAAAAAUAAAAUUGUUCAAGUAAAUUCUUAAAUCAACAGCCUCUAUGGCACUUAGAAGCUAUUAACGAAUGGAAAAUAUAAUAUAAUCCCGCGUUAAUAAAGUGAAAUCGCUUCAGUUUUGACAAGAAAAUUGUUCAAGUCGUUAGUUUUUUUAAGGUGAGGUCAUUGUAUGAUAUUUAACGAAAUCUUGGUUGUUAUCUAACUUAUUUAUCAAUGGUUCAC